CAUCUCAAUCCGUAUUCUGAAAAUUUUCCUAAUUCUUAAUAGGACGUCCCCUAUUUUUUUUUCUGACACCCAUAUUUGAUCAUGAACCAAUAAUUAAUUUUUUUGAUAUGCUUAGGUCAACCAAUAGAAGCGCCUCUUCUGAAAAAAUAAUGAAGCGGCAUGAGGCCUGUAUUAAUCUUCAAGUGUGAAGGACACAGGUCUACCCUGAAGAAGAAGUAGAGGCGUAAUUUCCCUUGCGCCCCGGACGCUUAUUCUUGUGCGCUACUGUGCUAAAAUAAAUCAGUAUUCUGAAAAUUGUCUUAUCUUUGUAUUGUAAGGACGUCCCGUCUCUACUGACACGCCCAAUUAUCAUCGAACAAUAAUUCAAGUUACAUGUGUGUGUCUGGGUCAACCAACUCUAAAUAGGAGUGCCUCUUCUGUAAAAACAUUAAGCGCAUUAUUCAAAGGUUCGAAGCUUUAUUUUCCCUUGCGCCUCAGACCCUUAUGCUUGUCUGCGCUUUGUGACGAAAAUUCAUGUGACUGUUCUCCCAGGCAAAUUUUCUUUGAAAACAUUCAUCUCCAAUGAGAUCUUUAAAUUUCUGAAAAGUCUUCAAAUCCGUUCUGUAAUAUCUCUAGAAAUAAAUUUCUUCUUUUAUAAAACAAGGGCUGAUCUUGCGGGAUGCCGCAAAAUAUUGUUGUUCACCGAAAAUAUGUCAUACAACAUCAAGUUACAAGAGCCCGGCACCACCUACUGUAAACACUGUUUAUUUGCGGGAUUAAUUUUUCGGGCUUGGCGGCUUCAAAACAUAUUGGAAGGUUCUUGAUUUCGCGCUGCACACUCCAUAAUCUCAAAGUCACUUCCUUCUUCCCCAUCUGUGCAUGGUUUUAAUUAACAUUUCAGCAACAAAAUUGUAUUUUCUGAUCAUAAUUUCUGCUCUAAAGCGGCGUAAUUCAGCAUUGUUUUGAUGUAAUCAUAAACUUUUGUGACAUUUAGCGCAACUUUUCUUUGCGGGACAGACAACGUCAAUGUUGACAACGACGCCGCCGUCAGAAAACUGAACAUCCUGUCUUACAUGUAGUUUCAGGUCACAUGACCAAGGUCAAAGGUCAUUUAGGGUCAAUGAACUUAGACCAUGUUGGGGGAAUCAAUAUCGAAAUCUUAACCAAGUUUUUGAAAUGUUGUCAUAACUUGGAAAUUAUAUGGACUUAGUUUAUGAAACUUAGACAUAAGGGUAACAGUGUAUCACUGAAUAUCCCUGAUCAUCCUGUGCAAGUUUCAGGUCACAUGAUCAAGGUCAAAAGUAAUUUAGGGUCAACAAACUUUGAUAAUGUUCGGGGUAUUUGUGGAAUUGUCAUAACUUUAAAAGUUUAUAUAUCUAGUUCAUGAAACUUGGACAUAAGAGUAACCAUGUAUGAGGUAUUAUUGAAUAUCCUGUGCGCAUUUCAGGUAUCAUGACCAAGAUUUAAGGUCAAUGAACUUUGGCCGUGUUGGGGGUAUUUGUUGAAUUGGCAUCAUAACUUAAAAAGUUUAUAGAUCUACACAUGUAGUUCAUGAAACAUAGACAAAAGGGUGAUCAAGUAUGAAUGAUUGUUUUGCACAUGUCUUAGGUCACAUGAUCAUGGUCAAAGGUCAUGUUGGGUCAAUGGACAUAGUAUUUUAUUAUCAUAUGAGUGUUUUCUUUUGUGAAUAAUUGUUCAAUAGCUGUUUUCAAAGUCAGCACUGUGCUCUAUUGAAUCGCGUAAUUCAGGCGAGACUGCCAAAGGCAUUCCACCUGUUAUUAUUAAACUUCUUUUCUCUUUCUCUUCUCCAGGCUGGAAUGGAGGAUUUCUCUGAGUCUUUUGAGGAAGUAACACUGUUGACAGCCUUUGUGACGUACAUGAGUUAUAUCAUCUUAGCUUUAGUUGGUUAUGUCCGGGAUGCCAUGAUGAAAUUAGGAAUAGAUGAAGAUAGAGCCGCCCAAGAGUCUCCAAAGCUGAAGGCUUUCACCCCACUGUACCAGGACUUUGACAGUUUCUUCACUCGUCACAUGUACCGAAAGGUACGAGACAACUGGAAUGUCCCAAUUGCUAGUCUACCAGGUGCUGAAUCACACCUACUCGAAAGAUACAGCGAUGAUAAUAAUUGGUCAUUCAAGCUCACUGGUACCACAAGGAAAGUGAUCAACAUUGGUUCAUACAACUAUCUAGGUUUUGCUGAAAACCACGGUCCAAGAUCAGAUGCAGUUCAAGCGACCACACAGUACUAUGGCAACGGAGUUUGUAGCUCUAGGCAAGAAUUGGGAACCCUUGCUGUUCAGGAAGAACUAGAGAAGCUAAUGGCAGAGUUCUUAGGUCAGGAAGAUGCUCUUACAUUUGGUAUGGGUUUUGCCACCAACACACUCAACAUUCCAAGUAUCAUGGGCAAGGGGUGCCUUAUUGUCAGUGAUAGAUUAAAUCAUGCUUCACUUGUACUGGGAGUGAGGUUAUCAGGUGCUACCGUCAAAGUCUUUGAACAUAAUAAUAUAGAGAGCUUGGAGAAGUUACUGAAGAAGGCUAUUGUUGAGGGUCAACCAAGGACGCAUAGGCCAUGGAAGAAGAUUCUUAUCAUCGUUGAAGGAAUUUACAGUAUGGAAGGUUCCAUUGUGAAGCUACGCGAGAUGAUAGCCCUGAAGAAGAAAUACAAGUGCUACCUAUACCUGGACGAGGCCCACAGUAUCGGAGCCCUCGGCCCUACCGGUCGGGGUGUGGUGGAGUACUUUGGCUUGAACCCUAGAGAUAUUGACAUCAUGAUGGGUACAUUCACCAAGAGCUUCGGUGCAUCGGGAGGCUAUAUCUCCGGCUCAAAGGAGUUGGUUGAUUACAUCAGGGUGCAUUCACACGCUGCUACCUAUGCCAGCUCUACUAGUGCACCGGUAGUAGAACAGACCCUUAGUACACUCAAGACCAUCAUGGGUAUGGAUGGGACUACUGUUGGACGAGACAGAAUUGAGAUGUUGAAAAAUAAUACCCGAUAUUUCAGGAGGCGUUGUAUGGAGCUAGGGUUCAUUGUUUAUGGCAAUGAUGACUCACCUGUUGUACCGGUUCUUCUUUAUCUACCAGCAAAAAUUACGUGUUUUGCCAGGGAGUGUCGUAAACGAGGCCUUGCCGUAGUCGUGGUUGGUUUCCCGGCCACGCCCAUCAUCGAAGGUCGAGCAAGAAUCUGCCUUUCAGCCGCACACACCAGAGAGAUGCUGGAUACGGCAUUGAAGAUAAUAGAUGAAGUUGGUGAUCUCCUUGGUGUGAAGUAUUCCAGACGUCCAUUACCACCACCACCAACAGACAAGUCAAAGAUGGAGUAAAACUAUUUUCAUUUUUCUUUAAUUCUGAUUCCCCAUGAUGCAUUAUUACACCCACCAGAUAUGAUUAUUUAUGUGAGACUUCACCAAUUUAUAUUUGAGCAAUUUUUUAAUCUAAAAAAUGAGUGUUUUUUUAAUGCAGGUAUUGUUUAAGUUUAAAAGCAUUUGUCAACAAUGAUAGUUUAUAUUUGAGCUGUUUGCCAGUUGACAUUGACAAUGUCUUUGAAUUUGGUUUUAACCUAAUAACUAUAACAAUUAUCAUGAUGAUAAUAACAUUAAUAAUGGUGAUUAUGACAACGAUGACUAUAGUAGUAAUAAAUAAUUUGAAGAAUUGUGAUGAUAAUAGUGUUCAUGAUAACUAGCAUAAUAGUUAUAAAGUAAUAACAAUAACAGCAUAAAGAGCAACUAUAAUGAUAAUUAUUAUCACAACAACAUGCAGCUCAGGAUUAUAGCCUCCUGAAUACUAUGUUUCUAGGUCCAUAAGUUUGUUCAGAAAAUUAGAAAAUACAUUGGAUCAUUUUGUUUGAAAAGUCAAUAUAAUUCUAUGUAAAGGUAAUUUUUCCAACAGGUCACAAAAACAAAGUUUUGAAGUCUAUUUAUGGUUGCAACAUCUAUCUCAUGAAUCAUGUCUUUAUCAAAUUUAUAAUUUCUGGUACCUUCAUAUAGGUACAUUGUACUGCAAGAAGCAUACUAUCAAUAUGUAAUAAUUACUAUGAUUUCGGAAAUAUGUUUGUUGCUGGCAUGCAUUACAAUCAAAGCUUUUAAUAAGGCAAUUAAUACUUAAUUUGGAUGAUUUAUUAUUGUGUCAAUUUUUUUUUUCCUCUUUUCAGUUUCUUUUAGCUUUGUAUUUCAAAUUUUAGGUUGAAGAGGUUUUCACAUUUAUGUGCUAUAUAUUUCACGAGUCAGGGAAUGUCGGACAUUUCCUAUGCAGGCAUGAAAAUUGUCUGCGUUUGUGUGGAUUUCCGUUUUUUGAGUAAUUUUUGAAUAUUUUUCAGAUUUUUUUCGGAAUUUGUAUCUUUAGCGCUACCAUAUGUAUUGCACCACAUGGCUAUGCGUGUGGAUGUAUUGUGAGCAAUUUCUCAACACGGAGCUCCCGGCCCCGUAGUGAUCUUGCUACCGCUGGCUCCCCUGAGCAUGGGCGGGCUAGCUUCUGUGUGGCUCGGCACUUGUGUGUGCUUGUGUUUGUGUGCAGUCGCGGUAAAAAUGUCUUCUACCUUACAGAUUUUUUUCCAUGAGGAAUUUUUGUGUGGAUUAUCACGUGUUAUAUGGCAAGUUCUCUUAUCAUUGUUUAAUGUGAUUGUGGUCUGGAUAUGGACAUGCAAAUAUCAGCAUUAAACAAAUUAAACAUUCUUAUUAGAACUAUUGAAAGCCAAGAAACAUUUAAUGUAUAUCAUGCAGAAUAGAUGCACUUUAAAGGAUAUAAAACAAGAAGUAUGGUCUUUUUAUAAAUCACCUUGGAGAAAAAAUAUGGAAUGAUAAAGAAAAAAGCUUGCAUUAAAAUGUUUUCAUUACAUUAAUUGUGUUUUAUACAUUGUUUUUAUUAUCAAACUUCAAUGUGAAUGUGCCUGUUCUAACAUUAUUAUUCUUGUUAUUUGAAGAAGCAUUUUAUCCUGUACUAGUGAGAGCUUUAUCACAAUUUUGUGGUCAGCUUCAUUGCUUAUGGUGUUGAAAUGGUUAAAAAUAUUUAAGGGGAAUCCAGCUCUGGUCAUAAUAUGUUGUGUUUGAAAGGAGAAAAAUAAACAAAACAGAAUGGUAAAAGUUUGAAAGAAAUCGGACAAGCAAUAAGAAAGUUAUGGCUGUUUCAAAAUUGAGAUCUCUAAGAGUAUGUAGAUUUCAAAUUGGCAACUGGGUAAGUAAAUUAUGACAAGAGGCAAGGACAACUUUCACAUAGGCCAUGUACUUUAUUAUCAGUUAUUUGUGGUUUUUUCCCCAAGUACCCAUUCCCCUGGGGCUGUAAUCUAAAUAUAGCCUAGGCAGUAUGCUGUUUUAUGUCCUCAUAAAAGAAAAAUAUAAUUUGAAGUAAAACAUUUGAAAAAAAAUGUAAUUUUAGUCAUUUUAUGUAUUGGAGUACAUGGAAGAGUAGUCCUUGCCUUACAUCACUUUGACAUCACAUAUGUUGCCAAUUUGAAAUCUCCAUAGGUAUAGUGAUUACCAAUAUUCACAACUUUUGAAAAUUCAUAACUUUCUUGUUGUUUGUCCGAUAUUGUUCAAACUUUCACCUAUCAACUUGUCUGAUUUUUCUUUUUCCUCUAAAAGCAAAUUUUUAUUUGGGUUGGAUUCCCCUUUAACAUCUUCAAACUUCUUUUCCAAUCAUGUUAGUUUAGUCAGGUACCAGAAUGGUAGCAUAUAGGAAGAAGCAUUUCUUUAUUUAUUUGUUCUAUGUAGCAAUUUAUGUAGCAUUGUAUGUAUAUAUUGUAAUAAACAUAUUUCUAGAUAUCAUUA
This is a messenger RNA of Lytechinus pictus (painted urchin), 5735 nucleotides long. RefSeq names its product serine palmitoyltransferase 2-like. The transcript has 11 exons. Gene Ontology annotation, cellular component: serine palmitoyltransferase complex. Gene Ontology annotation, biological process: ceramide biosynthetic process; sphingosine biosynthetic process. Gene Ontology annotation, molecular function: serine C-palmitoyltransferase activity; pyridoxal phosphate binding. NCBI's taxonomy places the organism in Eukaryota, Metazoa, Echinodermata, Echinoidea, Temnopleuroida, Toxopneustidae. The record is from RefSeq and is a predicted model, not a curated record. The coding region runs from base 1797 to 3296 and encodes 499 amino acids.